AUGCCUCCUGAGUAUACAGCUUCUUCGAGUGGCAACAAUAAACGCCUCGCCGGAACCGCCACUCAGUUCUUCUUUGCGGCCCAGAUUGGAUUCUCUCAGAUUCUCAUGAACAACGACCGUCUAUCAAAAAUCGUUGAUGACCAGGCCGUGGAGAUUGCCAAGCUGAAGAAGAGUUCGAGUGAGGGGAGAGAAGCAUUGAUGGGGGAGAUUCGUCCACUGAUGGAGUGGGAGACCGUUCGUGCUGAAGCCGGCCCAGCAUACUUUGAGUCCGUCGAGUUUCAAGCAAUUGACAAUGAAAAGUACAAAACCAUUGUUGGCAAUGCGGUCGCUGCCAUUCGACAUUGGUUUCAUAUGGACCAACCGGAGGCGGUUUGGAGUACCGACGAGAUCUGGGAUGCGGUCGGCGCGUGGACGGACGCGGACGUGAAUUCUGAAAAUGAGGAAGAAGAAGGUUCCCCGGGUGGUGAUGCUGGGGGCGAUGGUGGUUCCCGCAAUCUGUGA
Molecule: messenger RNA, 501 nt
Organism: Linum trigynum
Lineage: Eukaryota; Viridiplantae; Streptophyta; Magnoliopsida; Malpighiales; Linaceae
Source: the annotation of a GenBank genome assembly